This is a messenger RNA of Chanos chanos (milkfish), 1908 nucleotides long. It is a transcript of the gene hapln3, whose product is annotated as hyaluronan and proteoglycan link protein 3. Gene Ontology annotation, biological process: central nervous system development; cell adhesion; positive regulation of neuroblast proliferation. Gene Ontology annotation, molecular function: hyaluronic acid binding. The record is from RefSeq and is a predicted model, not a curated record. The transcript has 5 exons. The coding region runs from base 104 to 1180 and encodes 358 amino acids. Lineage: Eukaryota; Metazoa; Chordata; Actinopteri; Gonorynchiformes; Chanidae. Gene Ontology annotation, cellular component: perineuronal net; synapse.
UACUCCACGGCGAUAAAACUUCAGAGCUGCGAAGGUAAAGACUGAUGAGCGAAAUAACAGUCUAAACCGAAUACAUUCAUUGGACACAGUACUGGCUGAGACCAUGUGGAUUGCACGCCCCCUGCUGGUCACAUUGAUGCACCUACUCCUCGAGAGUUUUGCUCAACGAUUCUCUAAUGGAUACUUUUAUCAAGAUAUAGUCAACGGCAACGGCAACGGAGAGAUAUACUUCAGUGGGGUGCGUCUGCUUGUCGAGUCAACUCAGCACUCGGUAUUUGCGGUCCAGGGAAGCAAUGUGACGUUGCCCUGUCAGUUCCGUUACGAACCCGAGUUGAAUGAACCCCGCAGAACACGGGUCAAAUGGUUCUGGCAGCCAGCCGCCGGGGGCGGCCAGGAGAAGGAUGUAAUAGUGGCCAUGGGAACUCGUCACAGAAGUUAUGGCAGUUUCAAGGGACGCGUGCGCCUCCGCCGUGAAGCACCAGGUGAUGCAUCCCUAGUUAUCAAUCCGCUGGAAGUCGAUGACACCGGUCGCUACCGCUGUGAGAUAAUCGAUGGACUUGAGGACGAAAGCGUUGUCGUCGAUCUCGAGUUUCGAGGUGUGGUGUUCCCUUACUACUCCCCCAGGGGGCGCUAUCGUCUAAACUUCUUGGAGGCUAAGCAGGCAUGUGAGGAACAAGAUGCCACCCUUGCCACCUUUGACCAGCUGUUUACAGCCUGGGAAGAGGGGCUGGAUUGGUGCAAUGCCGGCUGGCUUGCAGACGGCACAGUGCAAUAUCCAGUGUCUGUGCCACGUGAAGCCUGUGGGGGCACUGGGUUUGCCCCUGGAGUACGCAGCUAUGGGCUCCGUCACCACCGCCUUGACCGCUUUGACUCCUUCUGUUUCACCUCUACUGUCAGAGGAGAAGUUUACUUUCUACAGCAUCCUGUCAAACUCAGCUUCACUGAGGCAGUGAGAGUGUGUGCUGAGGACGGAGGGGAGAUUGCUAAAGUUGGCCAGCUGUACCUGGCCUGGCGCUUCAGGGGACUGGACCACUGUGAUGCUGGCUGGCUUGCAGACGGGAGUGUGCGUUACCCAGUCACGAGACCCCGGGCGAACUGUGGCCCAGAUCAUCCAGGAGUGCGUAGCUUUGGCUUUCCUCCGCAGCAUCAUGGAUACGGUGUUUACUGUUACAAAGCCUGACCGUGAAAUGUUCAGUUUAAGAAGUUCACAGCCUACAGUUUCGGACCACCAGUAAUGUCUGAAAUGUUUCCUACAAUAUUUACAGUGUGUUCUGUUUCACUGAACACCAGUAAACAGGUCAGUGCACGCUGGAAACAAAGCAUUUGCCAAAACCGUUUUUUUUUUGUUUAACAUAUUAUCAGUGGCACUGGCAGCUUCUGAAUGCAUUCGUCAGUAAAGAUUUUUUAAUUAAUACUGAUAAAUAAAAUAUGUCACUGCUGUAUUGAUUAGAUAUAUGAUUAGCUGCUGAUUUGAUAGCGACUAUGUGGCCUCCUGUUCUUGCUACUUUUCAAUCCCUGUGUUCAUAUUCACAUUACAAGCUGGAAUUUACAGAAAGUACAUCACAAUAUUACACUCAGGGAACAUUAAACAUGUUAGAGAAGCACUGCAUCACGGUUGUGUCAGAUAUGUAGUGCAUAGUGUAGUACACUAUAGGUCAGACUUGUGUUAAAUGAAAACAUCAUUAGGGUUUGUAUUGUUGCUCUCUUGAGAUAUGUGACAUGUAACAGUGAACAGUGAGAAAUGAUGUGGUAUAAGAGUCAGUUAUAGACAGCCACUGCCCAAUAAUGACAGAUUCUCACAAGGAGUUGUUAUUUCCUUAUUUUAUUCAAUGUCAUUUAGUAUGCAUAGUUUUGUUCAUUUCAAAUUUUAUUUUUGUUCGAAACAACUUCAUUUAGACAUUUUGCUAC